Messenger RNA from Racocetra persica, 704 nucleotides. NCBI's taxonomy places the organism in Eukaryota, Fungi, Glomeromycota, Glomeromycetes, Diversisporales, Gigasporaceae. The record is from the annotation of a GenBank genome assembly.
GAUAGAUAAAUAUAAUGAGGCAGGAGAAAAGAUUACAGAUGAAAUUAAAGAGUAUUCAAAAAGGUUGGAGAAUGAUACAUGCCCUUAUAACUUCUUGUAUAAUGGUGAAAGUGAACCAUUCCUCCACCCCUCACAGAAUAUUAGUGAAUACUGGUCUCGAACAAGUUAUGUGAUUGCAGCAAUUUUGGGAAUAUUUGUAAUAUUAAAAGUUGGACAAUCUCAUAUAACAGAUCAAUACAAGAAGUUUAUUAAAAAUACGAAAAAACGAUUAGAUUUUAGUCUUAAUAUAUAUUCACCAAAAUUAGAUUUUACUAAACAUAUUAAACGUCGAGUAUGGCAAGAAACAUGGAGUGCAUUGAUAUUGACAUCAGAUCAACUUAAAGUUCCAUCAGGAAAAGUUAUAGCUUAUUCACAGUCCCCUCAUCGACCUCCAUACUUGUUAAAUUUUUCAGGAAGUGUUGCAGAACGACAUGUAGAAAACCUAAAGAUUAUGAAGCAUAUAGGGUUAAAACAUUAUACAACUUCUUUGGCACCUUUACCUAUUUCAUUGGAAAAAUUAAGAAUAAAAAUAGUAAAUAAUUUUGUUGGACCAGAUAUGUAUUAUUCACCAGAAUUUUUGAACAGCAAGAUAAAAACGUAUUUUGGUAAAGCAUAUGUAGUACCGUUUCCGUUUAGUUUGGUGAUGUGUUAUGACGAUGAUGAUA